This is a messenger RNA of Scheffersomyces coipomensis, 344 nucleotides long. It is a transcript of the gene ACB1, whose product is annotated as long-chain fatty acid transporter. Lineage: Eukaryota; Fungi; Ascomycota; Pichiomycetes; Serinales; Debaryomycetaceae. Bases 25 to 285 code for a protein of 86 amino acids. The record is from RefSeq and is a predicted model, not a curated record. The transcript is spliced from 2 exons. Gene Ontology annotation, molecular function: fatty-acyl-CoA binding. Gene Ontology annotation, biological process: fatty acid metabolic process.
UAAUUAUAAUCGAAUAUAUCCACCAUGCCAUCUCAAGAAUUCACUGAAAAAGCUGAAGCUGUUCAAAACUUAACCACCCGUCCAAACGAUGAUGAAUUAUUAAGUUUAUACGGAUUAUACAAACAAGCCACUGUUGGAGAUAAUACUACUACCAAACCAGGUAUUUUUGAUUUAAAAGGUAGAUAUAAAUGGCAAGCAUGGAAAGAUUUAGAAGGUACUAGUCAAGAAGAUGCUGAAACUCAAUAUAUCGAAUUAGCCACUUCAUUAAUUGAAAAAUAUAAUUAGAUUAUUUAUUUAUUUAAUUAGAUAUGAAAAAAUAUAUAUACAAAGUUUAUGAUUUUAAC